AUGCAUAGCAAAGACCCCCAUUCAGUGGAAGGUUCCAGCCCAACACAUGUGAACCACAAACAGCAGCUGGUCGCAACAUGUCGCAACCUUAGGAAGUUGACUCCUGCAUCGGUGAAAUCGGCCCUUCAGAAGGUUCUUGGAGAUCCAAGUUAUGCCCAGCGGGCAAGAGAGCUACAAGGAAUGAUGCUGAAGACCAAGGGGGCUGAGGCGUGUGUGGAGGCCAUCGAACGUUUCGUGGAGAACGACGGAUGCGAUGAACUCUUUCUCAGGGCACCUCCAUCAUGGUCCAGUUACGUCACGCCCUGGGUGAAGCCUCUGUGCCUGCUGGCCCUGGGCGCGGCGCUGGGUGCCAUCCGUGAAUUGGUGCUCUCCGAGGUGGAGUUCAAGGUGCAAGAGAAGUCUGAAGAGAUGCUUAUGAAGGGCAAGGAGGUGGUUGCACAAAUGCAGCAACGCCAUCGCGAGAAAAUGCAGCAGCUGGUGGAGGAGAUUGGCCAAUGCCAGCUAAAGCAGCAUGAACUCGAAAGGGAGAAUGGACGCUUGAAGCAGACUCUGCACAACCUCGAGUCUCAGUUCACAAUGAUUGGAAACACCUACUUGAAUGGCAAGGACUUUGCUUCUCCGGAGUCUGUGAGCACUACGGAAGCGGACACGGUGGAGCCCCCUUCAAGUCAGGUGCCACCAUCCACGCCUCAACCGCGUGCGAACUAUGGAAGUGACGAUCUGCCGGAGGUGCCGACCUUUCCGUUUUCGCCCGUUCCCAUGGGCUCGCCCCCGGCGAUUUCCAUUGCGGAGUCGCUGGGUCCGUCUACCCCGCAGCGCACCCCGGUGUCGCUGCUCCAGUCGCUCACGCCCAUGCCGUCGCCCUUCACGGUGAAUGGUCGGGCUGGGGCAGGUCUGGUGGGUGGAUGCGGCAUCUUCAGCUUUACCUUGCGCAAGGCUGAUGGUGCUGAACUGGGACUCAAUGUGUCGCAUACCUCGGAUGAUCGAUGUCUUUGCGUGGAAGGAAUCCGUGAGGGUGGCGCUGUGGAAGCCUGGAAUCGCCAGUGUGGUGUAGGCACAUCCUUUGCGGAAAAGGCUGUCUUUCCGGGAGAUCGGAUUAUCAGUGUGAAUCAAAUUUGCUAUGAUCCAAGCAAGAUGCUACAGGAGUGCAGGGACAAGCAACUUUUGAAGUUGACCAUUGCUCGUGGCAAUGUGCCGCUGCCAGCACCACCGCAGGAGCUUCGUGCUGAGGCCUCAGAGUUUGUACCUGGAUCAAACUCCAAGUCAAAGAACAACAAGAACAAAGAAGAGGAGGAGCCUGGAGUUGGCAUGGAGUUGGCUGGGAAGAAUGCCAGGAAUGCAUCGGGUGCAGUGUCAGAGUUGGUCCAGAAGUUGCCAGAUUUGGGCUAUGCUCUCAUAGAGGAAGGAAAGGCACCCAGAGGUGAGAGCAGCCAGGAGCUGAAGGGACUAACACGUUCCGACAAAGCGGCCCCAGAAAACACUCCGAAGGCCCUUGGCCGUUGGCGCUGCCCAGCCAUGGAGGGGCUGGAGAUUACCUUUGAUGAGGACAAUCGGAUCCGUGUGAUGCCGAAAGAGAAGUUCAAGCAGACUGAGGAUCUGGAAGCCGAGUGCAAUGGCUUCGCUGAGAAAAUCCAGGCUUUUAGUGGCACCGUGGAUAUGCUCGUUGAGGUCUUAGAUGGAGAAGCCCUGAAGAUCGAAGAAGAGAAACUGAGGGCCAUUGGUCAACGGAACCGUGCUGAGAUGGAGGCCGAGGCCAGGAGACGCAAGCAACUCAGCAUGGAGGCAGCAAUUAAGGAGAAGACACAAGAACUUGAAAGGCUCACCUUCCAAUUGAACUCUUUGGAGAAGGUGGAAAGAGAGCAACAAGCUCUCAUUGAGAAGCUCAGCAACUUGGAUUGGUGCGGACCUGCGGCCAAAAGGUCGUGUUGCAGGCACCAUGGUCGCUGCUCACUGAACAGAAUCCAUACUUUGGCUACAAAGGUGCGGGCAUGA
This is a messenger RNA of Cladocopium goreaui, 1992 nucleotides long. NCBI's taxonomy places the organism in Eukaryota, Dinophyceae, Suessiales, Symbiodiniaceae. The record is from the annotation of a GenBank genome assembly.